Molecule: messenger RNA, 1311 nt
Organism: Colletotrichum orchidophilum
Lineage: Eukaryota; Fungi; Ascomycota; Sordariomycetes; Glomerellales; Glomerellaceae
Exons: 2
Coding region: 1-1311 (436 amino acids)
Source: RefSeq, a predicted model, not a curated record
AUGCCCUUACCGGUCCUCUCCAAAGAACCCAUACCCGGCCUCGCCUUAUCAGCAUCAGGACUCGUCGCCCUCGCAGACCUCCAAACCAUUGCGAACCGGACCGCGCUGACGGGAACGUCCUCGUGGUUCGACGCUCUCGUCCUCGCGCCGGGUCUGCAUUAUCAACAAGCAGCCGACGCGGUCGCGGGGACCACCGGUACCGUCACCGCCCAGACGUCCGCCGCAUUUAGCUAUGGGGGCGCCGCGGGAGGAGGAGCGGGAGGAGGAGGAGGAGGAGGAGGAGGAGGAAACGGCGCCGGCAUCUUUGGCACGCAGGCGCUACCCGGCGGAAGGAAGAAAGACGUCAAGGUGACGAAUCCCGGGAUGCUGCUUUUCCUCUCGCGACUCGGGAUCCAGGAGGAACGGGCGCGGGAGAAGGCGCUGAAGAAGAGAAAGCUGGCCGGCGGCGGCGGCGGGGUCGAGGCCUUCGGGAUCGGGUCCGGGGGAGGAAGCGGGGAGAAGAUCAUCACACUCGACGUCGGCACUCUCUCCAGCCGGAAGCGGAGUAGGCGGGGCCGGGCGUUUGCCCACGAUGCGGACUGGGAGUUUGAACGGGCCAGUCAACUGCUGUACCUCGCGAGCCCGAUCCUCACUUUUGCUGCUCUAACCAUUAUGAUAUUAUUGGCGGAUUGGUGGGGACUCGCAUCGAUCCUAGCUCUCAUCACCUCCCGCCUCCUCAACAUCUACAUUAUCAAGCAACGCACCCCUCCCGCGCCGGCCCCGGUCCCCCCUCCGUCCUACACCGGCAACGGCAUGGGCAUAUUAUCAUCAUCAUCGUCACCGUCCUCACCCACCAAGCUCUCAGAGUAUCUGAUCCCGCUCACGCCAACCCUCAAAGUCCGCAUGCGCGGACCAGCCGACGACCUCGCCGCCCUCACGACGGACACGUGGCUGCUCACGAAAACGGACGUCCAGGGGUACCUCGAGGCCGCGGCGAAGCUGGCCGUGUACGUGGUCGCCAUCUUUAGCGGCAACGUGUCGCAGGCUGGGAACAUUGUGCUUUUGGUGCUGCUGUUGGUCAGCGCGGGCUUGCUGGGGCUGAGCAACGGGUUCAUGAAGGGCGUCAAGGGCAAGGGGCGCGUCGCGAGGGUGUGGCAUGGUGAUGAUGAUGGUGCGGGAAGCGGAGGAGGGAGGAGGGGGGAGAUGGGCAGGCCACGCGGCGACGGGCGGGAGGAGGAUACGAAUGGGACUGGUGAUCCGGAUUGGGAUUCACAGGUUGGGAGGGUUGUGAGGGAUCCUUACCCUUUUGAAGGCAACGUUGAAUAUUCAUAG